Molecule: messenger RNA, 2308 nt
Organism: Salarias fasciatus (jewelled blenny)
Lineage: Eukaryota; Metazoa; Chordata; Actinopteri; Blenniiformes; Blenniidae
Exons: 11
Coding region: 2-1561 (519 amino acids)
Biological process (GO): exocytosis; exocyst localization
Cellular component (GO): exocyst
Molecular function (GO): SNARE binding
Source: RefSeq, a predicted model, not a curated record
GAUGAGAGGGAGCAUCACAGAGAAACACUCCAUCAUGUCUUUGAAACUGAAGAUCAUGCCAAGGUUUACAAGCAGAAGACUGAAAAUGGCUGCGACGAGCGACAGCCUGAAGCCUUUAAUGGAGAAAAAUACCCAGGAUUCACAAGAAGAACAGCGCGUCCAGAUGGAUCUGAACACCGUCCUUCAGGACCUGCCUGUGAUCCUGGAUGUUCCUCGAUCUGGUUCCUCAGAGGCAGGAACAAUUAAAGAACAAUGCAACAGCCACAUGAUGAUGUUCUGGACCAAGAUCAUCACGCAGCCGCCGCAAAACCUCGAGGAGAACCUUCAAGAGCACCUGAGGAAAGUAGAGGAGGACGUGGUCCUCCAUCUGAAGAGGCUCAGACUGGCGCUGGAGCCCCACGGGCUGAUGGGAUACCUGGAGGACUGCUGCCACCGCCGGAUGAUCCAUUACCUGCAGAGCCUCCUGCAGAGAGUCAGCUCCUCCAGGAGCUGCUUCAAGCUGCUGUACUGGGCUCGUCACACGUAUCUCAGGAUUGAGGAGUUUUCCAACCAUGACGACCAGAAGAUUGACGGAUGGGACGAAUGGGAGACCAAAGCAAAGGACAAGCUGUUUCCAUAUGUGCAGAAAGAACUCCAAGGUCACCUUGACAAAAUCCUGGAGGAUCAUAAAGUUCAGGAAACCUGCGACAACGAGGAGUCUUAUGUUAAACUUUACGUGGACGUCGUCCAGUGCACUGACGCCAUGUUUGAUAAUGCCAAACUGAUCGACCAAGAACUGAGUGACAGAGUUCUUCAGGUUUGUUCUCAGGAGCUGCUGGCGUUUGCUAAAAGGUACAUCGCGUGGCAGAGAGAGUUUUUAAAGAAACAACCAGAGACCGUUCACUUCCUCAAGACUCUGAGAACAUGUAGAGGAAUCAGGACUUACGUCCAGGAUCAACACAUGAAGGAGGAAACCGCGGAGCUCCUGACUGAGAUGGAGACUUUCACCAGAGGCCUGCUCACUGAAGUCGUCACUGACGAUGUGGAGAAAAGCCUCCACAGAUACUUCAAAUCAGACAGCAGGUGCACGUUCCAGUUCGCCAGUGUGGAGAAUCAUUUUCCUCAACUGGAUUUUGCUGCGGAUGAGCACAAGGCAGUGAUGGGGGACAUUUACAAAGGCGUCGCUCACGUCUACUUCAAACAUCUCAUCGGAACCAGCAUGAGGAAGCUGAGGAAGAAGUGGAGUGAGGACAUCGGGACAACAGUCCACGAGGACGCUGUGGAGCUUCACAGCAUCAUCUCAGGCCGGGCGAAGGACGUCCAGCAGUACAACAAGCUGCUGCUGAGCAUCGAAGAGGUGUUGACCUGCUCCGACAUGGAGGGGAUGAAGCUGACGAUGGCGGCCAUACAGAAGGAGUGUCACGGACAGAGUGAAGACCUGCAGCUGCUUCCUGACCUCCUGCUGUGGAGAGGUUAUCCUCGCAGGGAUGUCGUGACGGUGAUGGAGGCUCUUCCUUUCGCUCCGCCCGUCCCCAGGAGUCGAUUCUGGCUGCUUCAGUCCUGCUGGGGCUUCUGCUGCUGAAGCUGCUCCACACGUCGCACGUCGGAUUUCUUCCCGCUGUCGUAGUUUUGGUUACGUGUCCGUACAUAACUUCACUUCAGUCAAGAUGCAGGAAACAAAACUGCUCUUCAGCAGACUAUCCUCUUCCUGAACAAGCAGAAUGUGUGUUUUAUUUAUUCUAUUUCUGGGGAAAUGAGCUUGAUAAGUCAAGCUGAUGAUCAAUCCUCGGAGGAGAGCAUCUGUACAAAGCAUUAUGGGUACAUCUAAAUCUGUACGGGUCGAUCUGAUCGCUACCAUUCUUUAUUUCGUUUAUCAUAUUUAUUUCUUUUUUAUCUUGCUUUCCGUUGUUCGUUAGAAUUUGACGUUUGCACUGAUUUAUUCCGUCUCAUCCUGAUAACCAAUGUAAAGAAACAAAAGCAAAGCUGACUAAAGCUACAGGGAAACAUUUAUGCUGACUAUUUAUAAAUUAAUUUAUUUUAGCAUUACUUGAAUGUUCUCAAGUCAGUUGCUUCAGCUGAGAUGCUCAUGUGAAUAAUUGUAGACUGUUUUCAUAUGUAGUCUGGUGACUUUUUUUUAAUUGUUUAUAACCAAUGAAAUGAGACAUUCCAUUAAACGAAGAUUGUCUUCUGUGGCCACUUUGCACUUUUACUGUUGCUUCCUUUUUAAUUAAUUAAUUUAUUUUUUUUACUUUGUUGAGGGUAAGAAUUGCUGAAAGGUUUGUAGUGUAACCAGUCAACUGACAAAGAUUCAAUAAAUCAUUAAAACACA